This is a messenger RNA of Xenia sp. Carnegie-2017, 1202 nucleotides long. Its product is annotated as protein boule-like. The coding region runs from base 182 to 697 and encodes 171 amino acids. Lineage: Eukaryota; Metazoa; Cnidaria; Anthozoa; Malacalcyonacea; Xeniidae. The record is from RefSeq and is a predicted model, not a curated record. Gene Ontology annotation, molecular function: RNA binding. The transcript has 8 exons.
GAAAGCAUGUCUGUCAGCUAUAGGUUCUCGACAAGCCUAUAUUCCGACACGGCGCGAGUCUGCUACACUUUUCCUCAUUCCAGUAAUUGGCGUUCCUUUGAUCCAUAGACUCUUCGUUUCCCAUCACAGUGUGGAGAUUUUGGCGUUUAAAAGGUAGUUACUAAAGGUUAACCUCCCGAAAAUGGCUGAAAUACAGACAUACCUGUAUGGAAAGAAGUUUCCGAACAGAAUUUUUGUUGGAGGUCUUCCUCUAAAUACCAGCGCAGUUGAACUGGCAGAGUUCUUUGGUGUGUUCGGGCACGUCACCGAAACAAAAAUAAUUUUGGACCAUUCAGGUCUAUCUAAAGGUUACGGUUUCGUCACAUUUGAGACGAAAUCGACCGUCAAAAUUAUUGAAAAUAUCGGUGUGAUAUAUUUCAAAAACAAAAAAAUAAACAUCGGGCCGGCAGUUAGAAAGGAGGCCUCCUUUGUACAGCCGGAGUUAGUCUACUGGCCUCAAAACACAUACAUUCCCCAACAGACCCAAUGUUACAUGGGUUAUUCACCAGUGAUGGACCCUGUUUAUUGGAAUUGUUACGCCAAUCAGCCAUUUCCAAAUGCCAGCAAUAUUCCAGCUGAACCUCAGACCCCAAGGAUGGUGAGGAGCCAUCGAGCAAAAACUGACGUGCCUCCUCGAUUCCAAAAAUAUAGGUUUUAAUAAAGAUUAUAGGCCGGUGUGGGCUGCGUUAGCGGUUUUUAGACUUGUAGUAAGGUUUAACAUAUAGGUAAUUCAUAAUGUAAAAUGCCAAUGCAUUAGUAUAAGUAUCUUAGGUUUUAAGUUUUUCUAUACCUAAAAGAGAAAGGGCAUUUACCCAUAAAUGUUUCUUUGACAUAAACAAAAUAAUUUUUUAUGCACAUCAUAUAUAUUUUGGUCUUCAUAAGGAGCAUAGUUUGAUAGGGCAUAAAAAAAGCUAUCUUUAUGAUGCAAUCUGAGUCUGCAGCCUCCAUCAUAAAGGUGUUUUUGGUGUAUAUGUGCUUUUUCAUAUUACAAAAACUAAGAUUAUAUCUUAAUUUGUAAAUAAAGUAAUAUUUUGUCAUAGUUUCGGGAAGAAAUUUAUGUAACUUUCUUUAGAAAUGUAAGAAGUAUACUUGCUGGGUAUCCAGUCGUGUAUAAAACAGUUGACGUGAAUACAACGUGGUUUAAAUAAAUGGUGUUUGUAAAA